CAAUCAUAGAACUUCUCUUAUGAACCCAUCCAGAUGUAUCAUUCCUUAGCGAUAAGACUACUUCAAGCUAAGCGUUCAAAAAUGCGCAACCUUAUAUUAUAUAAACGCUUCCGUCGUCAUUCUUCUUCAUCUCUUAAUCCGCCAUAGUUUUUUCUUCCUAGGUAGAUGUAAACUUGUGUUUAUCUAGCUUCCGUUACCUGAUAUCCCCUUUCUACUACCGAGUAUUUCCUCCGACUGUUGGAGCUAUCGAAGCUUCCACAAUACGCAUUGACCGACUUAUAACCAUAUUUCUUUUUCGAAUUCUAAAAUAAUGAGGCUUCAUACUCGUAUUUUAGGAUUCUUCUUCCAUCCCAUGAUCGAAGGUGAUCCAGGCCCCCCCCCUGAUGGUGGCUCUCGAGCCUGGCUUCAGAUCCUUGCCGGUCACUUAAUCAACGCCCUUACAUGGGGAUAUUCUGCUUCAUUCGGCGUCUACCAACUCUAUUACACAACUACAUUAUCGCUACCCGAGUCGCAGGUAUCUUGGAUAGGCUCCUUUCAGGUUUUCCUCACAUUCUUCGUGGGAACGCUCUCGGGACGCUCUGCCGAUGCCGGAUACGCACAGCACACAGCUCUGCUCGGGUCGAUCCUGAUUGUGCUCGGAACAUUCAUGACAAGCCUAGCAACGACGUAUUGGCAAAUCUUCCUCGCUCAGGGGUUGUGUACAGGCCUCGGCAUGGGCAUCUUGUUUAUGCCGGCUAUAGCCGUCAUCAGCUCAUAUUGGAAGAAGAACAAAGCGAUGGCCUUAGGACUAGCUUCCUCCGGGAGCGGGACUGGGAGCGUUAUAUUCCCUCUUAUCGUACAGAAUCUUCAAACUACUAUUGGUUUUUCUCGAGCUGUUCAGGUUCAAGGCUAUGUUGCUCUUGCAUUUGCAAUCAUCAUCAACCUCCUACUCCGUCCACGGCUCCCACCUCGUAAGUCUGGUCCAUUGGUUGAAUGGUCAGCGUUCCAAGAGCCAGUUUAUAUGUUGUUCACUAUUGGGGCAUUCCUAAUGUUCUGGGCUCUAUACUUCUGCUUCUUCUAUAUCAACACCUACGCUACUUCGAUUAUUGGCCUAACUCCUGAAGCGGCUGUGAAUCUACUCGUAGUCAUUACCAGCGUCGGCAUCCCAGUACGACCCAUUCUAGGUUUUGCUGCUGAUCGAUACUUCGGUUCCCUGUCCACUCUGAUCAUUGCUACUACCAUUUUAGGCGUACUACUAUAUUCUUGGAUUGCGAUCUAUACCGUUGCCGGCUUAUAUGUUUGGUCGGUAUUCUAUGGACUUGCUACUGGGGCAGCCCAAGGGAUAUUGGUAGCAGGGCUCGUAUCAUUAACUACAGACCCCAGUAAGAUGGGAACACGAUUUGGGAUGGUGUUUUCCGUAUUAGCAUUUGCAUCGCUAGCGGGUCCUCCGACAGCAGGUGCGUUAAUUCAAAGCGAGAGUGGAGGCUUCAUGAAAGCGCAAAUCUGGGCUGGAACUGUGACCCUUGCUUCUGCACUCUUUAUAUUCGCUGCUAAAUGGAGACAAAUGGUGAUGUCCCAUCGGAUCCAGGGCUCUGACAAGUCUUGUAAAAUGGAUCAAGGAUAUAUCGAAGAGGUCGUAGUCCAGGUAAACAGCAACGAGCAGACUAAGACCUAAAUACUUCCCAUCUUCCAAAGAUAGCAGGUUAUGGGGACCAGAGGCAAACCUCGGAAAUACGUGUUAGGAUGCUUUUACGCGGAUUACAUGGGAUAUAAAGCCGACCAUUGUGCUAAAUCUUGUGGAGGAAAGAAGGCGUAUCGCUUACUCGCAGUUAAUCCAGCUAUAGAGAAUUUGAUACCCUCUCAUUCUACCCUAGGUCCGUUUCUAGGUUACUCUUCACAUCCUGGAUCAAGGGUUCCAUGA
Molecule: messenger RNA, 1900 nt
Organism: Daldinia loculata
Lineage: Eukaryota; Fungi; Ascomycota; Sordariomycetes; Xylariales; Hypoxylaceae
Product: putative monocarboxylate permease
Exons: 2
Coding region: 311-1654 (447 amino acids)
Biological process (GO): transmembrane transport
Cellular component (GO): fungal-type vacuole membrane
Molecular function (GO): transmembrane transporter activity
Source: RefSeq, a predicted model, not a curated record